AUGAGCGCCUCCAAGGAAUACCGUCUCCUCUGCCUGGAGAACCCCCUUCUCGACAUCCAGGCUGUCGGCAACGACGCCCUGCUCGAGAAGUACGGCCUCAAGCCCAACGACGCCAUCCUGGCUGAGGAGAAGCACCUGGGCAUCUACGAGGACUUGCUCAACAACUACGAUGCCAAGCUCAUCGCCGGCGGCGCCGCCCAGAACACGGCCCGUGGCGCCCAGUACAUGCUGCCUCCCAACAGCGUCGUCUACCUCGGCGGUGUCGGUGACGACAAGUACGCUGCCAUCCUGCACGACGCUGUCAAGAAGGCCGGUCUGCGCGUCGAGUACCGCGUCGACCCCAAGCAGCCCACCGGCCGCUGCGGCGUCGUCAUCACCGGCCACAACCGCAGCAUGUGCACCGACCUGGGUGCCGCCAACCACUACGACCUCGAGCACCUCAAGAAGCCCGAGAUCUGGGCUCUCGUCGAGAACGCCGAGGCUUUCUACAUCGGUGGCUACCACCUGACUGUCUGCCCUCCCGCCAUCAUGGAGCUCGCCAAGGAGGCCGCGUCCAAGAACAAGCCCCUCAUCUUCUCCAUCUCCGCCCCCUUCCUGCCCCAGUUCUUCAAGGACCCCCUGAACGCCGCUCUGCCCUACAUCGACUACCUCAUCGGCAACGAGACCGAGGCCCUUGCCCUCGCCGAGUCCCAGGGGCUCGCCACCAAGGACCUCAAGGAGAUCGCCAAGCACAUGGCCAACCUGCCCAAGGAGAACAAGCAGCGCAAGCGCGUCGCCAUCAUCACCCAGGGCACCGAGCCCACCUUUAUCGCCGUCCAGGGCGAGGACGCCGUCCACGAGUACCCCGUCCACGUCAUCGAGAAGGAGAAGAUCAACGACACCAACGGCGCUGGCGAUGCCUUUGCCGGCGGCUUCUGCGCCGGUGUCAUUGAGGGCCGCUCUCUCAAGGAGGCGGUCGACAUGGGCCAGUGGCUGGCUCGUCUCAGCAUCCAGGAGCUGGGUCCUUCGUAA
This is a messenger RNA of Thyridium curvatum, 1011 nucleotides long. RefSeq lists its product as uncharacterized. The coding region runs from base 1 to 1011 and encodes 336 amino acids. Gene Ontology annotation, biological process: purine ribonucleoside salvage. Gene Ontology annotation, cellular component: nucleus; cytosol. NCBI's taxonomy places the organism in Eukaryota, Fungi, Ascomycota, Sordariomycetes, Thyridiales, Thyridiaceae. Gene Ontology annotation, molecular function: adenosine kinase activity. The transcript has 3 exons. The record is from RefSeq and is a predicted model, not a curated record.